AUACGCUUGUACACGGGUAGCGCGUCAAGACUACAUUUCCCAGGAAACCGCGCGACGCUGGGCGGAGCUCUGUAUAUUUUAUAACGUGCUGAUUGGCUAAGCUUGGGAGGCGCGUCUUAAAGGAGCCGCAGCUGUUAGGGAUUGAUGUGAAUCAUGCCACAAACUAAAAGGAAGCGCGUGACGUCACCGGCUGCAGCUGCUAAAGACAAGAAUGACCAGCGAAAUAAUCCAGGGGACGGCCGAGUGGUGAAGAAGGUCGGGAGGGUUCGGAAGAAAGUGACUGUGAGCGCCAGCCCUAGUGAGAAUCCGAAGGAAGAAUAUCACUACUGGCUGAUGAAGUCUGAGCCUGAGAGCCGCAUGGAGAAGGGUAUGGACAUGAAGUUUGGAAUAGAAGACCUGAAAGCGCAACCUAAGCAGACGGAAUGCUGGGACGGCGUCCGGAAUUACCAGGCGAGAAACUUCAUGAGAGCAAUGAAGAUCGGGCAGGAGGCUUUCUUCUAUCACAGCAACUGUAAGGAGCCCGGCAUCGCUGGGAUCGUCAAGAUUGUGAAGGAAGCGUACCCCGACCAUACACAGUUUGACCCAAAGAAUCCACAUUAUGAUUCCUCCAGUAAUAAGGACAACCCAAAAUGGUCCAUGGUGGACGUGCAGUUUGUCCGGAUGCUGAAGCGUUACAUUACUCUGGCAGAACUGAAGAAGCUGCACCAAAAGCACAAGAGCACAGACGGACCCCUCCGAAAUAUGGCACUCUUCACUCGGGCGCGGCUAUCAGUGCAGCCGCUCACACAAGAGGAAUAUGACUGUAUACUCAGCCUGGAGGAGGAGAACACCGAGCAAGAUGACACGGACGACGACUAAGUCACUUACCUGCUUGUUUUUGACCCGCUUGAUUUGUUUGCUUUUAUGUAAUUUUUUUUUUUUUUUUUU
Molecule: messenger RNA, 927 nt
Organism: Hyla sarda
Lineage: Eukaryota; Metazoa; Chordata; Amphibia; Anura; Hylidae
Gene: THYN1
Product: thymocyte nuclear protein 1
Exons: 8
Coding region: 154-858 (234 amino acids)
Cellular component (GO): nucleus
Source: RefSeq, a predicted model, not a curated record